AUGUCCGGGCGUAUAGUUGUGGCCACAAUAGGCAUUGCAUACUUACUCUAUUGUAUAUUUGUUGCGAUAGUAACUUUCCUAGGGAAAAAUGUCGCGACCCUUCACUUAAAUUCAUCAUAUUACAAGCUCGCAUUUGCUGCCCUAUAUGCUGUUCUUUCACCCUUUGGUCUAUCGGGCAUACUAGGAGCAAUACACCGAAGGAAAAAUCUGAUAAAAGGCUUUCUAUGGCAGUAUUGGGUGGGCACUUUAUUAAUAAGUGGUGCCAACGCCGCAAACGUCAUAUAUACUCACGCAAAGGGAAGAGACAUAUUUCGAGAAUGUGGGAGCGAGAGGUUGUUUGAUCCUAGCGCAGUACCCGACUGCAAUGAAUUUGUACGCACUGUCCGAAAGAACGCAUUCAUUGCAGCGAUAGCUCAAGGAUCAGCGAUGAUAUUAAUAGGGUUGUUAUUGUUGAUAGUUGGAGGACGGGAGUUUAAUGAUAUCAAAAUUGACGAAGAGACAAGUAAUCUACUGGACAAGGGUCUGUUUGAAAAUAAAGAUAAACCAGAACCGUUUGGUCGAAUCGUUUCACCCGUCAAUCCACCCGAGACGGCAUAUACCACACCGACCGUUCCUUUCAGAACGCCAGCUAAUAAAAGUUCGCCUUAUGGUGCUUAUGGGCUCGACGACCGUAAAGCAAGUUUGGCCAGCACAGCCUAUGGUCUCGAGCACAAGCCAAGCAUAGCCAGCUCUACCUCAUCGUAUGGUCAGAAUGCGUAUGGAAGACGACGACCAACAAUGAACGGUGGUAGAGACAUGUACUUGACGCCCAAUCCAAUGAAUGGAGGAGCACAGCCAGCACCUGCGAGAUCGCAAGGAUUAUACAGACAACCAACAAGCAGUAGCACAUAUUCGGAUCGUACACUACAUUCUCCACCAUUACCUGAUAUACCGUACGAACGAAUCCCUACACAAACAACACGUCCUCCGUAUAUCAAACCACCGGAAAGAUCUUAUGCGAAUGAUGGACCUAGUAACUCGGCAUUACCAUAUCUAACAUAUGGGGCGCAGGGUGGACAACAACCUGCAGAUGACUAUGAUAAUUACUGGCAACCAGCAGCAGCAAAGACAUUGGCUAGUAAUGUUAAUAGAAUGAACAUGUAUUAA
Molecule: messenger RNA, 1146 nt
Organism: Paraglomus brasilianum
Lineage: Eukaryota; Fungi; Glomeromycota; Glomeromycetes; Paraglomerales; Paraglomeraceae
Source: the annotation of a GenBank genome assembly